Molecule: messenger RNA, 360 nt
Organism: Durio zibethinus
Lineage: Eukaryota; Viridiplantae; Streptophyta; Magnoliopsida; Malvales; Malvaceae
Source: RefSeq, a predicted model, not a curated record
ACAGUAGGUGGAAUGUGUGAAUCGGUUGAACUAGAAGGAAAAGUCUAUGAUUUAGGUGGCCAAGUUGUCGCAGCAAACAGUGCACCAGUGAUAUUUCACAUGGCAAAAGAGAUCGGGUCUGAAUUGGAAGAAAUGGACUCCCACAAGCUUGCCCUUAUUGACAGUUCUACAGGGAAGUAUCAGGAGAUUAAAGUUGCCGAUGAUUAUGUCUCUAUGGUCGCACUGACUUUAGAACUUCAGGUCAGUUGCCGCUAUCAUUGUUGUAUCCAGACUUUUAAGUCAGGAGUCAGUUUAAGAAUCCAUUUUACUUUUCACAGGACAAAGCGAAGGAUUCAAAUCGAAUUGGUGUACAUGCUGUGA